Diaporthe batatas is the source of this 435-nucleotide messenger RNA. RefSeq lists its product as uncharacterized. NCBI's taxonomy places the organism in Eukaryota, Fungi, Ascomycota, Sordariomycetes, Diaporthales, Diaporthaceae. Bases 1 to 435 code for a protein of 144 amino acids. The transcript is spliced from 2 exons. The record is from RefSeq and is a predicted model, not a curated record.
AUGCCGAUGUCUGUCGCACGUCUGGUGGCUGCCAAGAACUUUCACCGCAUGGCUGCCGAAACGCCCAACAGAUGGGAAGCCCUAGCAAAGACCGGCUUCAAGGCCGACCCCUUUGGUGACAUCCAGCACGCCAUUAAUGUCAAGCUAGGCGGCUUCUACAUUGAUGUCGGUGCUGGUAAGCUCAUCACGGAUGGCAAGAUCAAGAUCAAGUCGGACGGUGUACCGGUCGCCUAUACCGACGAGGGGUUGGUGUGCAACGACGGUUCGGUGCUUCCUGCAGAUGUUGUGGUCCUAGCAACUGGGUUUUUGGGCAACCUGAAGGAGCACGUAGCGCGUCUACUAGGGAAAGAGGUGGCCAACCGAGCGGGAGAUUGUUUUGGCGUGGAUGAGGAGGGUGAGCUGCACGGUGUGUUCAAGCCCACAGGACGCAGGUAG